CAACGUCAUCCCAACCUCAAGCUCUCGCAGCCUUCUCUCCCACUCUUUCCCUCUUCAAACCCAGCCUCGCGCCGUCUUCACAGUGCCAUCCCAUCGCCCCGUCCAUCCCAUCACGCUCGUACAGUUGCAACGUCGAGAGCUACGCCACGCCUCUUUCCGGUCUACAACACUACGCCCCCGCCCCAUUGACCUAGCUUCUUGCGCCUAGCCCGAGUCCUCCCCACCCCGCGCUCCCUUCCGAUAACCUCACCUACGGCCUUGUUCGCGUGAAAAGGAGCGCCGCAUCUACCCUCCUCAUUUCUUCCCGCAUAGAGCACCGCUUGGUCCGGAGCGCUACACCGCACAGCAGCCCCCACAAUGUCCGGAGAAGCCUGGUUAUAUCUGUUGGCGGUGUUGAUAAACGCCGUCAACCUGUUCCUGCAGGUCUUCUUCACCAUCAUGUACAGUGAUUUGGAAUGCGACUACAUCAACCCCAUUGACCUGUGCAACCGUCUUAACACCUACAUUGUCCCCGAAGCCGCCGUUCACGCCUUCUUGACCUUCCUCUUCCUCAUCAACGGAUACUGGAUUGCGCUCAUCCUCAAUCUGCCGCUCCUCGCCUGGAAUGGAAAGAAGAUCUUUGAGAACCAACAUCUUCUGGAUGCCACCGAGAUCUUCAGGAAGCUGAAUGUGCACAAGAAGGAAUCCUUCAUCAAGCUCGGCUUCCACCUGAUCAUGUUCUUCUUCUACCUCUACAGCAUGAUUGUCGCCCUCAUCCGCGACGAGUCGCACUAGAGGAGCGGCCUGUAGCGUGCAGUGGGACAUGUAGCUUGGCAUCUAUCACAAUACAACCAGGGGGCUUCGAUUCGCUUGGGUGCACGGCGUAGAAGAUACCGUUAGAGCCGCAGGGAGCGGUUCUUGCGGAGGCGAGGGGAUGGUGGACCAGGGAGGUGUGGCUUGUAAGAAGAGACAAGAAGGGAAAAGAAGGGGAUGAAUUGAGUGGUGGACGGAUCCGACGGAGAUGGGUGGCAUUUCGAGAAACGUAGGGCCUUCAGGUCUUAUGGGCAAUGAACCAAUGUUAAUUGUAUAUGAGUUGGGGAACGGGAUAAUGCUGGUCUGGACUAUCUGGCUCCCUUGGAGAGGCAUAUGCUUGUCACUAGACCUUAAUCUUGUAUCUCUUCGACCUAGAUCCAUAACAGUCCAAGUUACGCA
Molecule: messenger RNA, 1191 nt
Organism: Westerdykella ornata
Lineage: Eukaryota; Fungi; Ascomycota; Dothideomycetes; Pleosporales; Sporormiaceae
Product: ER-derived vesicles protein-like protein ERV14
Exons: 4
Coding region: 358-774 (138 amino acids)
Biological process (GO): endoplasmic reticulum to Golgi vesicle-mediated transport
Cellular component (GO): endoplasmic reticulum membrane; COPII-coated ER to Golgi transport vesicle
Source: RefSeq, a predicted model, not a curated record